Molecule: messenger RNA, 417 nt
Organism: Arthroderma uncinatum
Lineage: Eukaryota; Fungi; Ascomycota; Eurotiomycetes; Onygenales; Arthrodermataceae
Product: 60S ribosomal protein L10
Exons: 1
Coding region: 1-417 (138 amino acids)
Biological process (GO): ribosomal large subunit assembly; translation
Cellular component (GO): cytosolic large ribosomal subunit; ribosome
Molecular function (GO): structural constituent of ribosome
Source: RefSeq, a predicted model, not a curated record
AUGCGCAUCCGUGCCCAUCCCUUCCACGUUGUCCGUAUCAACAAGAUGUUGUCGUGCGCUGGUGCCGAUAGAUUGCAGACUGGUAUGCGUGGUGCCUUCGGUAAACCCAACGGCUCCGUUGCCCGUGUCAACAUCGGCCAAAUUCUCCUUUCCGUCCGCACCCGUGACGCCCACCGCGCCACUGCCGUCGAGGCCCUCCGCCGUUCCAUGUACAAGUUCCCAGGUCGCCAAAAGAUCAUUGUCUCUAAGAACUGGGGCUUCACCCCUCUACGACGAGAGGAAUAUGUCAGACUCCGACAGGAGGGACGUGUUAAGAUCGAUGGUGCUUACGUGCAAUUCUUGAGAAACAAGGGACCAGUCGAGAAGAACAUGCAGCGAUUCCCAGAGGCUUAUGAGAAUGUUUCCCAGGAGGCAUAG